Symphalangus syndactylus (siamang) is the source of this 5823-nucleotide messenger RNA. It is a transcript of the gene ZNF607, whose product is annotated as zinc finger protein 607. Gene Ontology annotation, biological process: regulation of transcription by RNA polymerase II. The record is from RefSeq and is a predicted model, not a curated record. Lineage: Eukaryota; Metazoa; Chordata; Mammalia; Primates; Hylobatidae. Gene Ontology annotation, molecular function: RNA polymerase II cis-regulatory region sequence-specific DNA binding; DNA-binding transcription factor activity, RNA polymerase II-specific. Gene Ontology annotation, cellular component: nucleus.
UGAUAUUUCUCACCAUGUUGAGGUUUAUGUGUGAUUUUUUAGGUCAUGUAUGUCUUUUCAUCAUUUUUCCUGAAGUCACCUUCGUGAGACGGUGCUCAGUUAACCUAAUCUCCAGUUCUCAUUCUUCCUGUAAAAUAUGUACCACAUCACCCAGCAUCCUCGCUAGGUGGGCCACUGCAAAUUCACUAGCAUUCAUGUUGUUAUUGACCAAAUUACUCAAUGUCCUCUAGGUGCCCAUUCUUCUAUUUUGGGCAGUGAUACAGAGGAAAGGAGUCAAGUUCUUUGAGUACAGAUAAUACGUAUUUCAGGUUGGUUUUGUCAUUUGUUGCGAUUGAGACAACAGUUCCAUUUGACUAUCCAUGGGAAGUCUUUGAAAUUUUCCAGGCAUCUGAAUUUUUCAGCUAGAUGAGGUGGAAAUUGGCAUUGAAGGAUCUAAAUCAUCAGGUAGGGUAAAAUCUCAUGUUUCGUGUGAAUUAGUCUAUUGGAUUGGAACUUGUAAACACAGAAGUCGUGGAUUUGGAUAGAAAGUCCUGAAAAACAAAUACCAUAAAAUAAUGAUGUCAUGAUAAAAUCCUUUGUCAAAACAAACAAAAAUGCUCAUGGUAAGAUUUAAUGUAAUGAAGUACUUGAUGCUUGAAGAAAUUAAUUUUAAGGAAACCUAGUUUUCUGGAGUCAGAUGCGUGAGUCAGAUGCGCUAUUGUUGCACCACGAGGUCACAGGAAACCUAGUUUUCUAAAAUUGAGAAUCUGUACCAUAUUUUGCAUAAAACAUCUCUUGAUUAAAAGUUUAAAUUCUCUUCCAAGUCAAAAUAUUCCUCAGUUAACACACAUUGAUUAAGAAGUUAGGAGGCAGAUACCACCAGGUAUGUGCAUAAUAAUGAUUUAGUUUAACAGAAAAACAUUAUUAUUUUGUCAUUUUCAAAAAGGUCAGAUACCUAAGAAAUGUCCCAGAACAUGCAGAAAGUUUUGUUUGUGUUUCAAGCUUCUUCAAAAAUAUGUAUAAAUUCUGCUUCAUUCCCCUCCCUGAUAGCAUAGAUUUCUGGUCUGUGUGCUAUUUAUAUUGCUCUUCAGCUGCAAUGCAGUCCUUCAUCUCCUCCACUCCAUUUUCGUUUUUUUCUUUUCUUUUCUUUUUUUUUGAGAUGGAGUUUCGCUCUUGUUGCCCAGGCUGGAGUGCAAUGGAGCAUUCUCAGGUCACCGCAACCUCUGCCUCCCAGGCUCAAGCGAUUCUCCUGCCUCAGCCUCCUGAGUAGCUGAGAUUACAGGCAUGUGCCACCACACUGGCUAAUUUUGUGGUUUUUUUAGUAGAGACAGGGUUUUUCCAUCUUGGUCAGGCUGGUCUUGAACUCCCGACCUCAGGUAAUCUGCCCGCCUCGGCCUCCCAAAGUUCUGGAAUUACAGGCAUGAGCCACCGCGCCCGGCCAUCCACUCCAUUUUCUUUUAAUUUUUUUGAGACGGAAUCUCGCUCUGUUGCCAGGCUGGAGUGCAGUGGCGCGAUCUCGGCUCACUACAACCUCCGCCUCCCAGGUUUAAGUGAUUCCCCUAUCUCAGCCUCCCGAGUAGCUGAGAGUGCAGGCAUGCGCUACCACACACAGCUAAUUUUUUGUAUUUUAGUAGAGACGGGGUUUCACCAUGCUGGCCAUGAUGGUCUUGAUCUCUUGACCUCAUGAUCCGCCCGCCUCGGUCUCCUAAAGUGCUGGGAUUAUAGGCGUGAGCCGCCGUGCCCGGCCCCUCCACUACAUUUUGUAAUUUCCCCAGUAAUACAUGGGUUUGCUGUUUCAGGGAUCAAUAACAUUUGGGGAUGUGGCCAUAGACUUCUCUCAUCAGGAGUGGGAAUAUCUCAACCUGGUUCAGAAGACCUUGUACCAGGAGGUGAUGAUGGAGAACUACGAUAACUUAGUCUCAUUGGCAGGACAUUCCAUAUCUAAGCCAGAUUUAAUCACCUUAUUGGAGCAAGGAAAAGAGCCAUGGAUGAUUGUGAGGGAAGAAACAAGAGGAGAGUGUACAGAUUUGGAUUCAAGAUGUGAAAUAAUCAGCGAUGGGAAAAUGAAGCUUUAUAGGAAACACUCAUCUGUUACUCUCCAUCAGAGAAUUCAUAAUGGACAGAAACCAUAUGAGUGUAAGGAAUGUCAGAAGGCCUUUAGUCAUCUUACAGAACUCAUGGUACAUCAAACAAUUCAUACUAGUGAGGAACCUGAUCAACGUGAAGAGUUUGGGAAGGCAUUUAGCCAUCUUACAGACCUUAGAGAGCAUCAGAAAAUUCAUGCUCGUGAGAAACCUUAUGAAUGUGAAGAAUGUGGGAAGGUCUUCAGUUACCCUGCAAACCUUGCUCAACAUGGGAAGGUUCAUGUUGAGAAACCCUAUGAAUGUACAGAGUGUGGGGAAGCUUUUAGGACUAGCCGUCAACUUACUGUACAUCAUAGAUUUCAUUAUGGUGAGAAACCCUAUGAAUGUAAGGAAUGUGGCAAGGCCUUUAGUGUGUAUGGACGACUUAGUCGACAUCAGAGUAUUCACACUGGUGAGAAGCCCUUUGAAUGUAACAAAUGUGGGAAGUCCUUUAGGCUCAAAGCAGGCCUUAAAGUACAUCAGAGUAUUCAUACUGGAAAGAAGCCACAUGAAUGUAAGGAAUGUGGAAAGGCCUUUCGUCAGUUUUCCCACCUUGUGGGUCAUAAAAGAAUUCAUACUGGAGAAAAACCCUAUGAAUGCAAGGAAUGUGGGAAGGGCUUUACAUGUAGGUAUCAACUUACCAUGCAUCAGAGAAUUUAUUCGGGGGAGAAACCUUAUGAAUGUAAAGAAAAUGGGGAGGCUUUUAGUAGUGGUCAUCAACUUUCUGCACCUCAUACAUUUGAAAGUGUUGAGAAACCUUAUAAGUGUGAGGAAUGUGGGAAAGCCUUUAGUGUGCAUGGACGACUUACUCGACAUCAGGGUAUUCAUAGUGGUAAGAAACCCUAUGAAUGUAACAAAUGUGGGAAGUCCUUUAGGCUCAAUUCAUCCCUUAAAAUACAUCAAAAUAUUCAUACCGGUGAGAAACCCUACAAAUGUAAGGAGUGUGGGAAGGCCUUCAGUCAGCGUGCACACCUUGCCCAUCAUAACAGAAUUCAUACUGGUUACAAACCCUUUGAAUGUAAAGAAUGCGGGAAGUCCUUUCGUUGUGCCUCAUAUCUUGUUAUACAUGAGAGAAUUCAUACGGGAGAGAAACCGUAUGUAUGUCAAGAGUGUGGGAAGGGUUUUAGUUAUAGCCAUAAACUCACUAUACACCACAGAGUUCAUACUGGUGAGAAACCUUAUGAAUGUAAGGAAUGUGGGAAGGCCUUUAGUGUAUCUGGACAACUUACUCAGCAUCUGAGUAUUCACAGUGGUAAGAAACCCUUUGAAUGCAACAAAUGUGGGAAGUCUUUUAGGUUCAUUUCUGUACUUAAAGCCCAUCAGAAUAUUCAUAGCGCUGAGAAACCCUACGAAUGUAAGGAAUGUGGCAAGGCCUUUCGUCAUGCCACAAGCCUCAUAUAUCAUGACCAAACUCAUGCUGGUGAAAAGUCCUAUGAAUGUAAAGAAUGUGGGGAAACUUUUAGUCAGGCUUCACAUCUUAUUAUACAUGAGAGAAUUCAUACCAGUGAUAAGCCCUAUGAAUGUAAAAGAUGUGGGAAGGCAUUUCGCUGUGCCUCAUAUCUUGUUAGACAUGAAAGGGUUCAUGCUGAUGGAAAUCCCUAUAUGUGUGAAGAGUGUGGGAAAGCUUUUAAUAGUAGCCAUGAACUUAGUAUACAUCAUAGAGUUCAUACUGGUGAGAAGCCCUUUAAAUGUAACAAAUGCAGAAGGUCCUUUAGGCUUAGAGCCAUCCUUGAAGUACAUCAGAGAAUUCAUAUUUGAUAGAGAAAUUGUAGCAUAUACAGGUAGUAAAGAAAGCACAUUGUGUCAAUGGAUUUAUCCCACUGAACAAUUUGAAUGAAGACAAUGUGGAAUGGCUUUGAUAUACAGUUCAGUUUUUUUUUUUUCUUUUUGAGACAGAGUCUCGCUCGACAUGUCGCCCAGGCUGGAGUGCAGUGGCGCGAUCUCGGCUCACUGCAAGCUCCGCCUCUCCCGGGUUCACGCCAUUCUCCUGCCUCAGCCUCUCCGAGUAGCUGGGACUACAGGCGCCCGCCACCACGCCCGGCUAAUUUUUUUGUAUUUUUAGUAGAGACGGGGUUUCACCGUGGUCUCGAUCUCCUGACCUUGUGAUCUGCCCGCCUUGGCCUCCCAAAGUGCUAGGAUUACAAGCGUGAGCCACCGUGCCCGGCCACAAUUCAGUUUUUAUUAGGCAUCAAUUUGUAUUGGUGUGAACUUUUCAAAAUGUAAAUAAUAUAUGCAGUUUCUUUGGUAUGACCUGUGUUAACUCAGAUUCAGAGAAUUUAUAAUGUAUUUUUUUAAUACAGAAAACUUUUCUGAUAUUCUUCUAGUUUUGGAUUGCCAAAUAUUCAUAGUAGAGGAAAACUGAGAGAACGUAGGAAACCAUUCUUUAUACUUGCAUGUAAACAGCUUCCAGCAACAAUCAUUUAUUGUUAAACCUGGGAAAAGCCAUUACACAGGAAACCUCUGUCGAUAUAAGCGAUGAUGAAAAAGGCUAUUUAGCCAUUCUGCAUAUUUAAUGCUCAUGAUCAACAUCUGCUUCUUAUAGCUGGGAUGAUAUGGGGGAAGAUAUUUAUCCCUUCUGGGGAUCAUAUAUAAAUGAUGAUAGUCGUACCUACAGUGUAGUACUGUUAGAAUUACAUGAGUUAGAUGUGGAGGUCAGAGUGGAAGCAGGUGUGAGAGGGUCCCACAGAAGAAAACAUGCCAAAGUGUUUGAGUCCGUCGGCAAGUUUGGCCUGGCUUUAGCUGUUGCAGGAGGCAUGGUGAACUCUGCCUUACAUAAUGUGGAUGCUGGGCACAGAGCUGUCAUCUGUGACCGAUUCCAUGGAGUACAGAACAUUGUACGGGAAGGGACUCACUUUCUCAUCCUAUGGGUACAAAAACCAAUUAUAUUUGACUGCUGUUUUCAACCACGUAAUGUGCCAGUCAUCACUGGUAGCAAAGAUUUACAGAAUGUCAACAUCACACUGUGCAUCCUCUUCCAGCCCGUCACUAGCCAGCUUCCUCGCAUCUUCCCCAGCGUCGGAGAGGACUAUGAUGAGCGUGUGCUGCCGUUCAUCACCACUGAGAUCCUCAAGUCACUGAUGGCUCGCUUUGAUGCUGGAGAACUAAUCACCCAGAGGGAGCUGGUCUCCAGCCAGGUGAGCAACGACCUUAUGGAGUGAGCAGCCACCUUUGGGCUUAUUCUGGAUGACGUGUCUUUGACACAUCUGACCUUCAUGAAGGAGUUAACAGAAGCGGUGGAAGCCAAACAGGUGGCCCCCCAGGAAGCAGAGAGGGCCAAAUUUGUGGUGGAAAAGGCUGAGCAGCAGAAAAAGGCGGCCAUCAUCUCUGCUGAGGGUGACUCCAAGGCAGCUGAGCUGAUCGCCAACUCACUGUCCACUGCAGGGGACAGCCUGAGUGAGCUGUGCAAGUUGGAAGCUGCAGAAGACAUCGCAUAUCAGCUCUCACGCUCUCGGAACAUCACCUGCCUGCCGCGGGGCAGUCCGUGCUCCUCCAGCUGCCCUAGUGAGGGUCCAGCCUACCUGCAACUGGGCCACAGCCUUGAUGAUUUGUAACACCACCUUCAUUCCCCCUCACCCCAGAAAUCACUGAAAUUUCAUGAUUGGCUUACAGUGAAGGAAAUAAAGGUAAAAUCACUUCAGAUCUCUAAAAAAAAGAAUUACAUGUGUUAGUACAUGAAAAAAUUAUGGGAAGCUACAUGAAAUAUACUGUUAUGUUCAAUAAA